UUUCUCAUACUGAUACUGGAAUGUUUCCAGGAGGAAGUGCGAUACUUCAAUGAUUCAUGAUUAUAAGUGUAAGAUUGUGGAAAUUCUCAGUUUGAAUAUGAAAAUUCAUAAUUUUCGCGAAAUUCUGCGGUACUCGCAGGGGAAUCCCUGGUGGCAGGUGAAAAAACUGGGCGACAGUACCUGGAAUAAUAUUUCAGAUGAUCUUAAACUGGUUUUUCUAUUAGUGUACCAUUAACAUGCCAUUUGCAAGUCUCAUCUAAAUUUCCAAGAUGACUGAGUUGACGCGUCGGACUUUCCAAUCAUUUUGUGCUUUAUUUUUUUUUUUUCUCCUUAUGAUGAGUUUUAAGGAAGAGUGUGCAGCAUCCUCUCGGAAAAGUGAGAUAAGUGCACAUGGCCUUGAUUAUUUCUGCCUUUCGGUUGAGCCUGAGGAGCACAAGAUGCAGAGGUGGUCAGGCGAGCGUAUAAAAGUAAUAAACUCAGGUGUUGUACUUCAUCCUCCCUCUCCACAUGAUUGUCUUUCACCCGGAUUAUGUUAGAAGACGGCUGAGGUGCCUGAAUAGAUAAUCGGUGGAAAUCGCGGAGCUACGACGUCCACCAAUUGUGGGAACACAGAAACAGGCCGUUCUCGAUUUUUUUUUUUCGACGAGUUCUUAAAAAAAACUUCAAUUCAUCAGUGUUUAUUGUGAAUCGAUCAUGAAGAUCCAACUGGCAAUUUUGGUAUUUUCAUUUUUCGUGUCGGAAAAUAUUUGUGGAUCCAGAUCAGCUAAUCUGGAAGUCAAACUUCUGCACGUACUGUUCCGUCAUGGAGAUAAGGUGCCCCAUAAAGAGUACCAGAACUACCCCAAUGACCUGUGGGGCAAUCACUCGUACUUUCCCAUCGAAAAUGGAGGUUUGACGAAUGAGGGAAAACGACGAGAGUAUAAAAUAGGAGAAAUGCUGAGGGAGAGGUACGACAAAUUACUAGGCCCUUAUUACUCACCAGAAUUGAUAUACGGACGUUCAACUGAUUUAUCAAGAACCCAGAUGUCCCUUCAACUGGUCAUCGCGGGAUUAUUUCCACCUAGUGAAGAACAACUGUGGAAUCCAAGACUUCCCUGGCUACCAGUCUCCACAGUCUUCACUCCUAGUGAACGCGAUGGACUUCUCUUUCCUCAUCAUUGUCCAGAAUAUGUGAAGGAAUACAGGAAAUUUCUGAGCCGAGACAAUAUCCAAGAGAUUAUUCGAAAAUACAAGGAGCCGAUGGAUUAUCUGACUAAAUACACCGGUAAAUCUGUCGAUAGGACGUCUGCAGUUUAUUAUCUCUAUAAUUUAUUCAAGGAACAGGCUGCACAAAAUCUGACGCUCCCUCACUGGGUACACAAAGUCUAUCCAAAUCCCAUGAAAGAGAUCACAGCCCUGGAUUUUCAACUCAGGUCUUACACGAAACGACUCAGACAGCUUAACGGAGGUCCACUGCUGAGAGAAAUCACGGAAAACAUGAAAGCCCUGAGAUCGGAAAAUCUGGAUCCACUGAAUAGAAAAGCUUUUCUCUACUCUGCCCACGAGCUAAAUGUGGUUUCCAUGGCGAGAACUCUCGGUACGGAUGAUCCUGUCGUGCCACUGUACGGUUCUGCAAUAAUAUUCGAAACCCUGAAGGACGAAACUAAUCGCUUCUACGUGAAGGUGCUCCUGUGGACCGGAAUUACUGAACAGCUGGUGAGCCAGAGGAUUCCCGGCUGCCCUGAAUUCUGUCCCCUUGACGACUUUCUCGAGAUUUUACGGGACGUAAUUCCUAAUGAAAAGGAGGGCGACUGUUGGUCAAACCAUGACUAUCAAAACCAAAAGCACCAACGGAUGUCCGAAGGCUCAUCCAGUCACAAAGUCCUUCCCCAGUACCUAAGUCUCAUGACACUUGUUAUCCUAGCCUUCAUGUGGUAUUAGUGCUAUUAUUUCAUCAAGUGCAAUAAAAUGGAAGGGAAGUCGAAUGAUUCCAAUAGUCUAGAGGCCAUUGGGUAUUAAUUCUUGAGAAGAACUGGAGUUGAAUCUAAUUAAUCUUAAGAAUACGGAAUUUCACUGGUCGAGGCUGUCUGCAGACAGGAGUUUGCUUAAUUAAUAAAUAAUUAAUAAAAUAAAGUUCAAUUAAUUUUUGUACAGAAAUUUA
Molecule: messenger RNA, 2140 nt
Organism: Fopius arisanus
Lineage: Eukaryota; Metazoa; Arthropoda; Insecta; Hymenoptera; Braconidae
Product: venom acid phosphatase Acph-1
Exons: 8
Coding region: 694-1920 (408 amino acids)
Biological process (GO): dephosphorylation
Molecular function (GO): phosphatase activity
Source: RefSeq, a predicted model, not a curated record